Chenopodium quinoa (quinoa) is the source of this 1555-nucleotide messenger RNA. Its product is annotated as probable CDP-diacylglycerol--inositol 3-phosphatidyltransferase 2. Gene Ontology annotation, molecular function: CDP-diacylglycerol-inositol 3-phosphatidyltransferase activity. Gene Ontology annotation, biological process: phosphatidylinositol biosynthetic process. The transcript has 11 exons. NCBI's taxonomy places the organism in Eukaryota, Viridiplantae, Streptophyta, Magnoliopsida, Caryophyllales, Amaranthaceae. The coding region runs from base 417 to 1094 and encodes 225 amino acids. The record is from RefSeq and is a predicted model, not a curated record. Gene Ontology annotation, cellular component: Golgi apparatus; membrane.
UUAAAAAAUGUGACAAAAUUCGCCAACGAGAACACCCGGCAAAUCCCUAAUUUAUCCCUUAUCUCCCUAAUAACUCCUGCAUUUCCCAUAACUACUUCUCAGCGUACUCACACACUCACCCCACCACCACCAUCACCACCACUUCCUCCUUUCGCCGGCGAUUACUUCGCCUCUCCGUCGACGCCGUCUCUGCCCUCCUAGGCGGCGUUCUUCUAACGUCCGCCGUAUUCGCCAGCGUCUCCGCCUCUCUCCGGUGUCUCCAUCUUCCUCUCUCUCCGAAGAAAUCAAAAUUAAUCCACCAGAUCUGAACACAUCGUCUUCGAAUUUUCCGACGAACAUUUGAUUCUGCUUUCUUUUGAAUUUCGGUAUAAAAAUUGAUAGUUGUAAUCUUUUGUAGAUCAUACAGUAUUACGAGAAUGGCUGACAAAUCGAAGCCGACGAUGUCGACGAUAUACCUUUAUGUACCUAAUAUAAUUGGGUACAUUAGAGUUAUAAUGAAUUGUGUUGCAUUUGCAAUAUGCUUUUCUCAUAAAGGCCUUUUUUCAAUUCUGUAUUUUAUAAGCUUUGUGUGUGAUGGUAUAGAUGGAUGGUUUGCUCGUAAACUCAAUCAAGUAUCAACAUUUGGUGCCGUUUUGGAUAUGGUGACAGACAGGAUUAGUACUGCUUGUUUGCUAGUAAUACUGUCUCAAAUAUACCGGCCUAGCUUGGUUUUCUUAUCACUGCUUGCCUUGGAUAUAGCGAGUCAUUGGUUCCAAAUGUACAGUACUUUCUUGACCGGCAAGACUAGCCAUAAGGAUGUAAAAGACAGUUCUAGCUGGCUGUUCCGAUUGUAUUAUGGAAACAGAAUGUUUAUGGCAUAUUGUUGUGUUUCAUGUGAGGUUCUGUACAUAAUCCUCUUUCUCCUUGCAAAGAACCAAACUGAAGAUGUGGUUGAUGUAUUACUUUCAUCCAGAAAACAUAGCUUGGCUCUCUUUCUUCUGGAAGUUCUAGUUCUUUUUGGAUGGGCGGUCAAGCAAACAAUCAAUAUUAUUCAGCUUAAAACCGCCGCAGAUGCAUGUGUUCUGCAUGACAUUAACAGAAAGCAGAAGGCAUAAUUUGGUCACCUUUCGAUAUCUUAUGCUCCACUCUCUUGAAUUCUCAUUUGAGCGUGAUGACGCUAGUGGCAUUCCUCACCACAUUGAAAGAACUACUGGUGAUUUGCUGCUAUUCAGGAAUGCACAGAUGAAUUUGUGUCUCAGCUAAUUGAAUUCUCCCCAGCAUGGCCAGCAGGUCUUUCGGAUUAACCCUGAGGAGUUCUUGUGGAUAAUGAUCUGAUCAGUUUUUAGUUUUGAGGCUAAUGUCAUGCUCAUUUUACUUUGAUCAGUUGAUGCUUUUCUUGUACUUUGAUUGAUGGGGUGCACAUAAAAACAUUUAAUAUUAGUAGAAUAGUAGAUGAUAAAUUUGAUAAAUGUAUGGUGGUUGUGUUUUGUGACUACUUGUCUCAUUUGCUCGCUAUGCUUUUAGCCUGCAUUAUAUUUUCUUGCUUUGUAUUAAUUGAAAGCAAAUCGUUACUGAA